Molecule: messenger RNA, 1532 nt
Organism: Salvelinus namaycush (lake trout)
Lineage: Eukaryota; Metazoa; Chordata; Actinopteri; Salmoniformes; Salmonidae
Product: calcyphosin-like protein
Exons: 5
Coding region: 148-870 (240 amino acids)
Molecular function (GO): calcium ion binding
Source: RefSeq, a predicted model, not a curated record
AAUAGUAAAGUACAGAUACCCCCAAAAACUAUUUAAGUAGUACUUCAAAGUAUUUGUAUGUAGAUACUUUACACCACUUUCCGUAAGCUGACUUGUGCUCAAGGGCCAAAGGGGGCAGGCAAGAGGAUAAGGCAAGCCCACAUUUCUAUGGGAACGCGUAGGGGUGUGGACUGGGAAGAGGGGCCGCUGCUGAUGUUGUUUACAGUUACAGGUUGCAAUAUCAAUAUUAACUUGCACGGUUUCAUGGCGGGGACGUCACGACAUGAUCGGGAGAUGGCAGUGAACGCCAAAAAACACCUGUCUGUGUGCACAGACCCUGUGGAAAGCUUGAGGUUGCAGUGUCUUGCAAGAGGCUCUUCUGGCAUCAAGGGUCUGGGCAGAACAUUCAAGAUAAUGGAUGAUGACAAUAACCGUACGUUAGAUAUGAAGGAGUUUAUGAAGGGCCUUAAUGACUAUGGUGUCCUCAUCGAGAAAGAGGAAGCCAUGGCAAUGUUUCAGCGUUUUGACCGGGACAACAGUGGAUUCAUCGACUUUGAUGAAUUUCUCCUCACUCUCAGGCCUCCGAUGUCCAAUGCCAGGAAGGAGGUGAUCAUGCAGGCCUUUAGGAAGCUGGAUAAGACUAAUGACGGGGUGAUCACUAUUGAAGAUCUAAGGGGAGUUUACAAUGUCAAGUACCAUCCCAAAUAUCAAAACGGGGAAUGGACAGAGGAGCAAGUAUUCCGCAAAUUCCUGGACAGCUUCGACUCUCCUUACGACAAGGACGGACAGGUCACCAAGGAGGAGUUUCUCAACUACUACUGCGGAGUCAGCGCCUCCAUCGACAGUGAUGUCUAUUUCAUUCUAAUGAUGAAAAAUGCAUGGAAAUUAUGAGUUUUAAGUUGAUACAUUUAUGAUAAUGAUUUUUAAUGGACAGUUCUUCAAGGUGCUUUCUUAAACUAAUAUUUUAUGGAAAUCAUGUUGACAAACUAAUAUUUAUAAUUUCCCAAUGAUAUGCAAAUGGUUAUGAAUGACUUGUUCAUAUUUUGUGCAAUGUUAAAAUAUGUAUUUCAGUUAGUCACUCUCUCCACAAGCUAACUAACUACAUCUAGCUAUAUAUGUAUUGUAGAAAACUGUAGUCCACAGUCUGACACCUCGAUCAGACCGACAGCGUCAUUACACACCGUUUUGCAUAGCUACGCAACUAAACUGAACGCAUGUAUAUACCAUACCAUGUUAUGCAUUACACAGAACGCACUGCAACUGCCUCUGCAACGCAAUGCUGCAAAGCAAAAGCAGAAUUCCUUUGUAAAUGAAUGUACUUCUGGUGUAUCAAAACGCUGUCGGUCUGAUUGAGGCGUCAAUGUUGGAAUACAACUUUAUAAAGACACAGGAAAACCAUAGAGAUCCCCUUACAUUCAGAUUGGUUGAACAGAUACAACAUGAAUGAUAAAUCAAAGUACAGUCAUUUCAGGGGAUGAGAGCAGAAGAAAUUAUACUUUUAAUUUCUUUAUUAUGCAUACACAUUUGAUCUGUUUUAAUAAAAUGUUUUAAAC